AUAAAGGUUGACUGAUAAAUAAUGAUCAUUUAACACUCUUCUCCAGAAGAAUAUUUAUAGAUAAGAAAUUAAUAAAAAAAAGAUCAAGAGAGACUAAAGAAUGAUAUAAAUCAAAUCAAAUUAUAUAUGAAUGGUAUCACAGCUGAGAUUACGUCAUAACAAACAGAAGCAAUGAUGCUACAAACACUAAAUGGAUUGCUAGCUAUUACAAAUCAUUGCAGAAAAACGCCUAAAAGAGGAUUCUUCUAUUGGUUAACCAUAAUAUUUAACAGAGUGGACAAUGAAAGAAUUCAGUCACUUGGUCCUGAUCGUGCUUGUGCCGAAUGGCUCUUGAGGAAUGGUGCCAGUGUCAGAUGGAAAGGCUUUUCACAACACUUGGAAAAUUAUAAUAAUUUACCAUCAGAAGAAACUCGACAUUAUAUUCAAGCUGUAGAUGCUACAGAUUCUGGAAUAACUCACGUAGGAUUUCCACAUUUUGUUGGUUGCAGAUAUAUCGAUGAGAUAAAACUGGUACGUUGUUUCUACUUGUACAACACUGCUUUGCCAUUACUGUCUGCAGUAAAGGACACCUUAACUACUCUUGAAAUUAGUGAUUGUAAGAGUAUAACUGACGAAGGAGUGCGUAGCUUGAAAAAUCUAAAAAAUCUGAAGACUUUGAAGCUUGCUGGUAUGCCAUAUUUAAACGAUAAAGCUUCGCUCAGAAAGGAACUUGCAGAAGCUCUACCGGAUUGCAAAAUAGAACUCAAGUAAAUCGUAUGAAACAAACGGUGCAAUCUAAUGGUACAAAAGCAGUACACAUCUAUUAGAUAUUAUAUCAUUGUUAAUUUAACAUGCGCUUUUCAUAAAGUAUUAUUUAUGUAAUAUAUAUGCUUUAUAAAAAAUAUACUUUUAAAGGAUUAAACAAUUCUUAUUCGCAAUUC
Molecule: messenger RNA, 920 nt
Organism: Ooceraea biroi (clonal raider ant)
Lineage: Eukaryota; Metazoa; Arthropoda; Insecta; Hymenoptera; Formicidae
Product: ATP synthase subunit s, mitochondrial
Source: RefSeq, a predicted model, not a curated record